This is a messenger RNA of Aureobasidium pullulans EXF-150, 1520 nucleotides long. RefSeq lists its product as uncharacterized. Gene Ontology annotation, cellular component: mitochondrion. The record is from RefSeq and is a predicted model, not a curated record. Gene Ontology annotation, biological process: phosphatidylethanolamine biosynthetic process. Bases 103 to 1458 code for a protein of 451 amino acids. Lineage: Eukaryota; Fungi; Ascomycota; Dothideomycetes; Dothideales; Saccotheciaceae. The transcript is spliced from 2 exons. Gene Ontology annotation, molecular function: phosphatidylserine decarboxylase activity.
AAACCAACAAAACGCUGAGGACGCCGGCUUGUUUGUCAAUUCCUUUUUCCUUAUUCAAUUCUGAUUUUGUCCAUAUCUAUAUAGACAAAUCACAACUUCACAAUGUCGCACGAUACCAAGGUUCAGCAGCAUGGAGAGAACCAUGACAUCCCCAAGGAACACCACGUCUCCAGACCCGGAGCUUGGUUGCCUUCAGACCACCGCACACACCACGAGUGGCUCGGCGAGCAGGUAGAUAACGCCAAGAAGAACCAGAAGCCUUUGAUCCCUGUCCUUCAAGAGUUCAAGGAGUUCAUCGAGGGUACUCCCAGAGUCUACAUGUACUUCACCGCCAUGUUCGAAGAAGUUCCCUACAAGCACGUCUACAAGAGAGAUCCCACCGGCCGCAAGCAGAUCCGCGAUUACAAGCACAUGCUGGAGGUCUUGAACCACGUCUUUGGUUCUGCACCUGUCUGGACCGACUCUGCACAAGCUGUCGGUAUGGUCGGUGUUCCCAUGUGCGCCAUCUUGGACUAUCCCAUGUCCACUCCUUCCGGUCACGCCGCAUUCCUCGACCCCGAGGUCAACAAGAUGAUCAAGAAGGUCCUCAACGAGUGGGGCAAGUUCUUGCAGAGCCCCGAGUCUGCCGGCGUCCUUCACGAGGGCAAGACCGGUUGGUUCGGCGAGACUGGAGCUUCCGACAUGAUGGCUGUUGCCAACGCUCCUUACAAGACCAACCACAAGUUCGAGGACUUCUUCGUCUGUGACACCAGCAAGAAGCAUUACGGCUACACCUCAUGGGACAAUUUCUUCACCAGAAACUUCAAGGAAGAGGUCCGUCCUGUUGAGAACCCCGACGAUGACAGCGUCAUCAACAACGCCUGUGAGAGCAAGGUCUUCCAGGUUCAGGAGAAGGCCAAGCUCAGAGACAAGUUCUGGAUCAAGGGCCAGCCCUACAGUAUCACCGAUAUGCUUGCCAACGACCCCUUGUCAAAGGAGUUCGCAGACUGCACUGUCUACCAGGCCUUCCUGUCCGCUCUGUCUUACCACCGCUGGCACUCGCCCGUCAGCGGAACCAUCAAGAAGGCUUUCGUCCAAGAUGGUACCUACUUCAGUGAGCCCUUGUUCGAGGGUCUCGGUGACCCCAACACCAAGGAGAUUGAUGCCCAUGGUAUCUCAACUGGUCAAGGUUACUUGAGUGCUCUUGCCACAAGAGCCAUCAUCUUCAUCGAGGCCGACAACCCCGCCAUUGGCUUGAUGGCCUUCAUCGGUAUCGGUAUGGACGAAGUCUCAACUUGCGAGAUCACCGUCAAGGAGGGUCAGCACGUCAAGAAGGGUGAGCAGACCGGUAUGUUCCAUUUCGGUGGUUCGUCUCACUGUCUGUUGUUCCGCAACGGUGUCAAGGUCACUGGCUUCCCUCAGCCUGGUAGAGCCGAGAACGUUCCCGUUCGCAGCAAGCUCGCUACCGUCUCCAACUAGAUUAACCAAAAAGUCAUGACCACAGUAAUGUAACGAGUAAUGGAUACCUUUUCAAUGUCAAC